Messenger RNA from Limanda limanda (common dab), 1407 nucleotides. It is a transcript of the gene serpini1, whose product is annotated as serpin peptidase inhibitor, clade I (neuroserpin), member 1. Gene Ontology annotation, molecular function: serine-type endopeptidase inhibitor activity. Lineage: Eukaryota; Metazoa; Chordata; Actinopteri; Pleuronectiformes; Pleuronectidae. Gene Ontology annotation, biological process: negative regulation of endopeptidase activity. The transcript is spliced from 9 exons. The record is from RefSeq and is a predicted model, not a curated record. The coding region runs from base 83 to 1333 and encodes 416 amino acids.
CAGAGAGGGAGACACAGGCUGCAUCCGUCCGUCCAUCCUCACCAUCUGCACCGUGUGAUCGCUAUCAGUGUUCUGUGCUGCGAUGUGGAUCCUGGACGUUUUGUCCCCGCUGCUCCUCCUCUCCAUCGUGUUGCCGGGCUACGGUUGCUGGGCGGCGGACAUUCCCGAGGACACCACGGCGGAGUUCGCGGUCCGACUGUACCACCAGCUUCAGGUGGCGGGGGGACAGGAUAACAUCAUCUUUUCCCCACUGAGCGUGGCUGUGGCCAUGGGCAUGGUGGAGCUGGGGGCCCGAGGGGCUUCGCUGGAGGAGAUACGACAGGCUGUUGGAUUCAGUCACCUGCUGCCAGGUGUGGAGUUUUCUUUGCUCCAGAACCUCACGGGGGGGCUGCUGGAUGAUGACGCCCACUACGUGAUCCGAUUGGCCAACAGCCUCUUCCUGCAGGAGGGCAUCACUUUCAACCCGGAGUUCCUGCACCUGAUGAGGAAGUAUUUCCGUGCUGACGUGGAAACGGUCGACUUCAGCGAAUCAGCCGCCGUGGCCGAUCAGAUCAACACCUGGGUGGAAAAUCACACAGAGAGUCAGAUCCGAGAGCUGCUGUCAGCCGAAGACUUCAGCAGCGUGACCCGUCUGACCCUGGUGAACGCCAUCUACUUCAGAGGCUCCUGGAAAAACCAGUUCAGACCGGAGAACACCAGAACCUUCUCCUUCAGCAGAGACGACGGCUCUGAAGUCCAGACACUCAUGAUGUACCAACAGGGGGACUUCUCCUACGGUGAGUUCAGCGAUGGCUCUCAGGAGGCUGGUGGUGUCUACCAGGUACUGGAGAUGCCCUAUGAAGGAGAGGACAUGUCCAUGAUGAUCGUGCUGCCUCGACAGGAGGUGCCGCUGGCCACACUGGAGCCAAUCAUCAAAGCAUCGCUGCUGGAGGAGUGGGCGAACAACGUCAAACGGCAGAAGGUGGAAGUUUACCUACCUAGGUUCAAAGUGGAGCAGAAGAUUGACCUGAGGAGCACUCUGCAGGAGCUGGGAAUAAAGAAAAUCUUCACCAGCGACGCUGAUCUCUCCGCCAUGACAGAUGGUAAAGACCUGUACAUUGGGAAGGCAGUGCAGAAGGCCUACCUGGAGGUGACUGAGGAGGGGGCUGAGGGGGCUGUGGGCUCAGGAAUGAUCGCCCUCACCAGGACUCUGGUGCUGUAUCCGCAGGUCAUGGCUGAUCACCCAUUCUUCUUUGUCAUCAGGAGUAGAAAGACAGGGUCCAUCCUCUUCAUGGGCAGGGUCAUGACCCCGGAGGUCAUCGGGCUCAAUGACAACGACUUUGACUCCAUGUAACCACGAUUGUGAUGUCACUCAAUCUCAGCCAGUCUGACGUCAUAAAUGCUACCGAUUCUCUUUCACCAUCUUCA